Magallana angulata is the source of this 372-nucleotide messenger RNA. RefSeq names its product histone H2B. Lineage: Eukaryota; Metazoa; Mollusca; Bivalvia; Ostreida; Ostreidae. Gene Ontology annotation, cellular component: nucleosome. The coding region runs from base 1 to 372 and encodes 123 amino acids. Gene Ontology annotation, molecular function: structural constituent of chromatin; DNA binding; protein heterodimerization activity. The transcript has a single exon. The record is from RefSeq and is a predicted model, not a curated record.
AUGCCACCCAAAGUCGGAUCUAAAGGAGCUAAGAAAGCCGCCACCAAGGCCAAGGCCCAGAGAACUGGGGACAAGAAAAAGCGCAGGAGGAGGAGGGAAUCCUACGCUAUCUACAUCUACAAAGUCCUGAAGCAGGUGCACCCUGACACUGGAGUUUCCAGCAAGGCCAUGAGCAUCAUGAAUUCUUUCGUCAAUGACAUCUUCGAGAGAAUCGCCGCCGAGGCUUCCCGCCUGGCCCACUACAACAAACGCUCAACCAUCACCAGCAGAGAAAUCCAGACUGCAGUCCGUCUUCUCCUGCCCGGUGAAUUGGCCAAGCACGCUGUCUCUGAAGGCACCAAGGCUGUCACCAAGUACACCAGCAGCAAGUAA